Molecule: messenger RNA, 1131 nt
Organism: Penicillium vulpinum
Lineage: Eukaryota; Fungi; Ascomycota; Eurotiomycetes; Eurotiales; Aspergillaceae
Product: fatty acid alpha-hydroxylase
Exons: 2
Coding region: 1-1131 (376 amino acids)
Biological process (GO): lipid biosynthetic process; fatty acid metabolic process
Cellular component (GO): endoplasmic reticulum; membrane
Molecular function (GO): iron ion binding; fatty acid 2-hydroxylase activity; heme binding
Source: RefSeq, a predicted model, not a curated record
AUGCCUGGGAGAGUUUUGCCGACGUUUACCUCUGCCCAAGUCCAAUCUCACAAGACCGCCAAGUCGUGCUACAUCACCUUGGGGCCUAAAGUUUACGAUGUCACUGAUUUCAUCGAAGGACACCCCGGUGGUGGUGAUCUGAUAUUGGAAUACGCCGGCCAGGAUGUGACAGAUAUCUUGAAGGACGAGAUCUCCCACGAACACACCGAUUCUGCCUAUGAGAUUUUGGACGAAUACCACAUUGGGUUCGUCUCCGAUGUCUCUACGCUUGGAAAAACCACGACAACGACGAUCAUCGAAACGGUGACUGAAACCGAGUCUGGCCCUGUUUACGCAACCACUGGAAUGUCGCGGGAGGAGGAUCUGUCCAUUGACACCGACUAUAGCCAGGACUACAAGACCCACAAGUUCUUAGACUUGAACAAGCCACUUCUGAAGCAGCUGUGGUUCAGCAACUUCUCCAAGGAGUUCUACCUGGAACAGAUUCAUCGGCCUCGUCACUACCGGGGAGGAGAGUCCGCUCCUCUGUUUGGCAACUUCCUGGAGCCUCUCAGCAAAACCGCAUGGUACAUCGUGCCAAUUAUCUGGUUGCCACUUGUUUGCUACGGAAUGACGGUCGGAGUUGCUGGACUGGGCUCCACUGUCGCUGGCUCCUACUUCGUUGGUGGCGCAUGUCUCUGGACUCUGAUCGAGUAUCUGAUGCACCGAUUCCUCUUCCACAUUGACAACUGGCUUCCGGACAACCGUGUGGGUCUUACCCUGCACUUCCUGCUCCACGGUAUCCACCAUUAUCUCCCAAUGGACAAGUAUCGUCUUGUUAUGCCACCGACGCUAUUUGUGGUCCUAGCUGCUCCUUUUUGGAAGCUGGCACACGCAGUCUUCUUCUACAACUGGUACGCGGCUUUGUCGGUAUUCUGUGGCGGCGUCUUUGGGUAUAUCUGUUAUGAUCUCACCCAUUACUUCCUGCACCACCGCAAUCUUCCUUCUUACUACAAGGAUCUCAAGAAGUACCACCUCGCCCACCACUUUGCCGAUUACGAAAAUGGCUUUGGUGUGACUAGUCGAUUCUGGGACCAGGUCUUCGGCACCGAGUUGGUGUCCCCUGUCCCGAAGGGUGCGAAGGCUCAGUGA